Molecule: messenger RNA, 2679 nt
Organism: Dendrobium catenatum
Lineage: Eukaryota; Viridiplantae; Streptophyta; Magnoliopsida; Asparagales; Orchidaceae
Product: G-type lectin S-receptor-like serine/threonine-protein kinase At4g27290
Exons: 8
Coding region: 77-2677 (866 amino acids)
Biological process (GO): protein phosphorylation; recognition of pollen
Molecular function (GO): ATP binding; protein serine/threonine kinase activity
Source: RefSeq, a predicted model, not a curated record
UUUCAGUUCCCAACCACCAUGAUUCAAGCAUUAUUUAUGCGAUCUGUAGAUUUGGAAGCAUUCGGAAAAUCUGGAGAUGACGAGAGAGCCGAUCUUCCCGAACCUUGUCAUCAUCCUCUUCUUCUUCUUCUCCAUCUCCUUCGCCAUAGACAUCCUUACUCCAUCUCAUCCACUCUCCUAUAAAGAAACCCUCAUCUCCGCAAACGGAACCUUUGCGCUCGGCUUCUUCACCCCUCCAAACACCACCAACAGCUAUAUAGGCAUUUGGUACCACAAUCUCGCUGUUCAAACCGUCGUCUGGGUUGCCAAUCGCCGGAAUCCCAUUCACAACAUCAACGCAACACUGUCAAUCAUCGCCGAUGACGCAUCUCUCCAUCUCAUAACUUCUGGUAACUCCACUCCUCUUUGGUCUUCCCCUUCCUUCCCCAAUUCCAUCCCCAAUCCCGUCGCUCAACUUCUCGACACGGGUAAUUUGAUCAUUAGAGCUUCGAAUUCCAGCUCCCACUUAUGGCAGAGUUUCGAUUACCCGACCGACACCUUGCUCUCCGGGAUGAAGCUUGGCCCGGAACUGAAAAUCGGCAUCGAUCGGAAUCUCACGGCAUGGCUGAGCAACUCCGAUCCAUCGCCGGGGAAAUAUUCCUUAGCGAUCGACACCAUCGGCGUUCCCCAACUGGUCAUCCGCGAUCUCUCUGGAAGCUGGAUCUGGCGUGGCGGGCCAUGGAACGGCUUCGGCUUCACCGGUGCCUGCCCUAAAAGAUUAUUCUCCAUCGAUCUCUAUCGAGACUUCAACCAAGGCUUCAACUCCACUCCGGAGGAGAUCUUUUUCUACUACAACUCGAUCGGCGACGCCAUUUCUACACUGACCAUGGAUCAAAAAGGGGUAGCCAGAAUAUACCAUUGGAAAGCAUCAUCUCAGAAUUGGAAUCUUAUUUGGUUCGCACCAAGCGAUCCUUGCGACUUCUUUCCGGCCUGCGGAACCAAUGCCAUCUGCGAUUCCAGUAGCUCGCCGAUGUGCCAGUGUCUUGGUGGAUUUAAUCCCAAGAAUCCGGUGAGUUGGAGCGAGGGAAAUUGGUCUGAUGGCUGCGUUAGAGGGGCGGCGCUCGGCUGCGGGGCAAACGGGGCAAACGAAACCGACGAGUUCUUGGUGGUUCGCGGCACGACGCUGCCGGACACGACGGCGGCGGUGGCGGAUAUGAGCUUGGGCUUGGUUGAGUGUAAGACAAGGUGUUUGAUGAAUUGCUCCUGUAAGGCUUAUGCGAGCGUUUAUCUUAACGGCGGUGGAGGAUUUGGAUGCAUUGUUUGGAUGACGGAGAUUAAAGAUCUCAGAUCCUCUGCGGACGACAGGCAGCAGGAUCUCUUCGUCCGAAUCGCGUCAUCCGCUAAUGGAUCUAACGGGAAGAACAAGAAAAAGACAUGGAUUUUUGUCACAAUGCCAGUAGCUUCUAUAUUGUUGCUUCUAAUAGUUUUGAUAUGCGCCCUUGUGAUAAGAAGAUGGAAACGCAGAAGGAGGGGCAAGAAAAAGACAUGGAUUUUUGUCACAAUGCCAGUAGCUUCUGUAUUGUUGCUUCUAAUAUUUUUGAUACUUGUGAUAAGGAGAUGGAAACGCAGAAAAGAAGAGGAACAAUUAGUUUCCUCUGUAAAUUGGGGUCAUGAAAUUAUGCAUGAAGCCAAUAAAGAAGGGAAUUCAGAAAUAUCAUUCUUUAAAUUUGCUCAAGUAGUAAGUGCUACAAACAACUUUUCUGAUAUUAACAAGCUUGGAGAAGGUGGUUUUGGACCUGUUUAUAAGGGCAAAUUACCAGAGGGACAAGAUGUGGCUAUCAAACGGCUUUCUGCAAGAUCAGGGCAAGGAUUAGAGGAGUUCAAAAAUGAAAUUUUAUUAAUUGCUAAACUGCAACAUAGGAAUUUAGUAAGAUUAUUAGGUUGUUGUAUUCAUGGCGAAGAGAAGAUGUUGAUAUACGAGUUCAUGCCUAAUAAAAGCUUGGAUCUCUUGCUUUUCGAUGUUGAACAAAGAUUAAAACUGUACUGGACUAGGCGCUUUCAAAUAAUCGAAGGAAUAGCUCAAGGGCUUCUUUAUCUUCAUAAGCACUCCAGAUUAAGAAUCAUUCAUAGAGAUUUAAAGGCAAGCAACAUUCUCUUGGAUGGUGACAUGAACCCCAAGAUCUCAGAUUUUGGCAUGGCAAGAAUUUUCGAUUCUAAUGAUACCCAAGCAAAUACUAGAAGAAUUGUCGGCACCUUCGGGUAUAUGUCUCCAGAAUACGCUUUGAAUGGUCUCUUCUCCGUCAAAUCGGAUGUAUAUAGCUUCGGAGUCCUGCUUCUCGAGAUUGUGAGCGGAAGAAGAAAUCAUGGUUCUUGUAAUCUCCUUGCAUAUGCUUGGGGUUUAUGGAAAGAAGGAACCUGGGCGGAGCUUGUAGAUCCUUCAUUAGAUAAUAAAUUUCAGAAUAAUGAGGUUGCGAGAUGCAUUUACGUUGCACUUUUAUGUGUGCAAGAGAGACCAGAAGAUCGCCCUUUCAUGUCUGAUAUUGUUACCAUGCUUGCCAAUGAAAGCUUAUACUUCAACAGUAUCAAACAACCUGCAUUUUUCACCAUUGACAAUGAUUUAGAUGCUAGAAAUCCAUUGAAUCAACAUGUAAGUACCUCUUUUAAUGACCUUUCAAUCUCAAUUGUUGCAGGUCGCUAACA